Messenger RNA from Cyphellophora attinorum, 609 nucleotides. Its product is annotated as N-acetylglucosaminyl-phosphatidylinositol de-N-acetylase. The record is from RefSeq and is a predicted model, not a curated record. Gene Ontology annotation, biological process: GPI anchor biosynthetic process. Gene Ontology annotation, cellular component: endoplasmic reticulum. Bases 1 to 609 code for a protein of 202 amino acids. The transcript has 3 exons. Gene Ontology annotation, molecular function: N-acetylglucosaminylphosphatidylinositol deacetylase activity. Lineage: Eukaryota; Fungi; Ascomycota; Eurotiomycetes; Chaetothyriales; Cyphellophoraceae.
AUGUUGUCGUUCCUUCCAGGCAACCACUAUGGCUUAGGAGCUCGCCGCAAAAUUGAACAGAAAAACUCCUGCACGGUAUUUGGGGUCCUAGCGGACAACUGCAAGGUUCUGGAUCUUCCCGAGCUGCAAGAUGAUCCCGUCGCCGUUUGGCCCAACGACAAGAUCCAGACCAUCCUCGCCGAUCAUGUCAGUAAGUGGCACAUCGAUACGAUCAUAACGUUCGAUGAAAGAGGCGUCAGCGGGCACAAAAAUCACAUUGCAGCAAGCGAUGCAGUCGUAUCAUAUGUCCAGCACCACCACUCAAAUGCCCUCACGGCAUACACCCUGACCACGACCUCUAUCCCACGCAAGUACGCCUCGUUGUUCGAUCUCCCACUCACACUGCUCAUCCACGUCUGGCGUCGUACCUUCGGCGCAAUUACCUCCAACACAGGACCGCCAGUCUUCGAGGUGAACAGCCUCUCCAUGUGGUGGCACGGGGUACGAGCAUUUCAGCAGCAUGAAACCCAGAACAGCUGGGAUCGGAAGCUGUAUGCCGUGGUGAGCAGGUAUAUGUGGUUCAAUGAUUUGACGGAGGUUGAGCGGCGGGGCGGGCUGGAGGACGAUUGA